GGCUGGAAACAGAGGUCUGCUCUGACGUGGUUACUGACUCCAGGGCUGGCAUGUGCUCCACAACGGAAAUGGAAUGGUUGUGCCCUGGGCCGGGGGGGGGGCGCUGGAGAGUAAGAGGGGAUGUAGCUAAAGAAAGCUGGUAGACAGCAUCAGGAUGCCCUCCAGCUAGUCGGCUCCCAGGAAGUGACAUGCUUCCACCCCAGAACUAGGAAGGUUGCUACUUAGACUUCAGAAAACUUGGGGUCUCGAGGGGCACAGAAUGUCAUUCUGAUAUUUUAAUUAUUUUUGAAAGCGCUCCUCCUUGGUUUAGCCCCUAAAGCUGAAUUUAACAGCUGUGUUGCUGCCAUAUGCACAACAGGCAUCUCAGCUGGCAGGGGGUGGGGUGGUGGUGGUGGUGGUGAAAAUGCCACUGCCUUUGGGAAGUUUCUAAUGAAGUGGUGGUAAGGGUGAGAGGGAUGCUUAGUUCACAACCUGUGACUGUGCCUGAGGCAGAGCAGUAUAGGAAGAGGGGGAGACAGGGACAACUCAAGAACGUAACUUUGAGAUGGGUCUGGAGCUUUAGCUAGGGGUACACAGAACAGGUCUGGAAGCCUGGGGACGAAGUCUAGCCAGUCUGCAGGAGCAUUGAACAUAUAGGGGAAAUGCAGUGUCCUGUGUUGGAGACUGGAGUUGUGUCUUCCAGCUUCUCCAUGCUGCUCAUGCCCCCUGGUGGCAGUCCAAGGUGCUGGGGAUAUUUACACAUCCCAGGCACAUGCCCAUCAUGUGGCCACCAUCAAAAGGAGGGGUUCUGUGGAUGGCUUAAAAGAUUCAAAGAAACGCUCCAUUCUUCUAGGGAUCUCUCAACCCAUCCUGGCCUGGGGAGGCAAGAGGCUGACAGACUUAUCAGAGGCAGGUGACCAAGAAGCUGGGAGGUGGUGGGGAGGGCAGCAGAAGGCUAGGCUCCUUCACACUGGCAGUGAGACUCCAUGAGUAGAACUCAGGGUCCUAGCCAGGAAGUAUCUGGACUCUUUCCAGGCUGACCUGUCCAACCGGGGAGAGGGCAAGUGCAAGGGAGAAUUGGGGAAGGUACCCAGAUGGAAGGAGAUAGGCCAAAGGGAUGCUCAAGCCCUUCUGAUGACAUCAUGAGCUGAGCAGGACCCUGGGAGUCUAACAAUAGUUGGAGCUAGAGCCUCCAUUGACUGCUUCCUGCCCCCUGCACAGGACUAUGCCCACACAGGGGCCACAGAAGAGGCUGCUGGACUCUUUCAACUUCACCCCCACAGCCACCCCCAAACUUGGGCUACUCACCAACCAAACAGAAUCCUGGUGCCUGCAGGUGUCCAUCCCAGAUGGCCUCUUCCUCAGCCUGGGACUGGUGAGUUUGGUGGAGAAUGUGUUGGUGGUUGUUGCCAUCGCCAAGAACCGCAACCUGCACUCACCUAUGUAUUGCCUCAUCUGCUGCCUGGCUCUGUCUGACCUACUGGUGAGUAUAAGCAUUGUGCUGGAGACCACCAUCAUCCUGCUGCUGGAGGCAGGUGCCCUCGUGACCCAGGCUGUUGUGGUGCUGGACAAUGUUGUCGACGUGCUCAUCUGUGGCUCCAUGGUGUCUAGUCUCUGCUUCCUUGGUGCCAUCGCCAUAGACCGUUACAUCUCUAUCUUCUAUGCACUACGCUAUCACAGCAUUGUGACACUGCCCCGGGCACGACGGGCCAUCGUGGGCAUCUGGAUGACCAGUGUCUUCUCCAGCGCACUCUUUAUUGCCUACUACAGUCACACAGCCGUCCUACUCUGCCUUGUCACUUUCUUUCUAGCCAUGCUGGCACUCAUGGCAAUUCUGUAUGUACACAUGCUCACUCGGGCAUGCCAGCAUGCCCAGGGCAUUGCCCAGCUCCACAAGAGGCAGCGCUCUACCCGCCACGGCUUCUGCCUCAAGGGUGCUGCUACCCUCUCUAUCCUCCUGGGAAUAUUUUUCCUGUGCUGGGGCCCCUUCUUCCUGCAUCUCUCACUCAUCGUCCUCUGCCCUCAGCAUCCCACCUGCAGCUGUGUCUUCAAGAACGUCAACCUCUUCCUCAUUCUCAUUAUCUUCAGCUCCAUCAUUGAUCCCCUCAUCUAUGCCUUUCGAAGCCAGGAGCUCCGCAUGACACUCAGGGAGGUGCUACUGUGCUUGUGGUGAGCAGGGAGGGUGGCUUUUGGGCUCAGGGCCAGCGUGCUGGGCGGAGGGUGACAGUGGUACCCAGUGGCUUGCAUCCUGUGUGACCACAGGUAGCAUCUUCCCUUCCUGGUCUUCAUUUGUCUAAAGAUGGACUAGAUGAACUUUAAAAUGGAAGCACAGACUGCCUGGGACUGGGGAGAGGGAGAAGUGUGAUUCUAGGGGUCAUCCAAGGCAGCUUUUGGAAAAUGAAGGAGGCAAGGGUAAGAGUUUCAGCUCUAAGCAAAGGAACAGACCACAGGCUCCCAAAGAGACAGUGUCUCUCUCAGAGACCUCCAUCUCUACCCACUGACUAGGCAAUACCCAACUGGCUCUUGCUGUCUGUCCUUUCUUGGGGCUGGGCCCUCAACUGCUCUGGAUUAAAAGAAUGACAAGAACCGUGAAGGAGCAUAGCUCCUGGCAA
Messenger RNA from Nannospalax galili (Upper Galilee mountains blind mole rat), 2591 nucleotides. It is a transcript of the gene Mc1r, whose product is annotated as melanocortin 1 receptor. Gene Ontology annotation, molecular function: melanocyte-stimulating hormone receptor activity. The transcript has a single exon. Gene Ontology annotation, biological process: G protein-coupled receptor signaling pathway. The record is from RefSeq and is a predicted model, not a curated record. Gene Ontology annotation, cellular component: membrane. Lineage: Eukaryota; Metazoa; Chordata; Mammalia; Rodentia; Spalacidae. Bases 1205 to 2152 code for a protein of 315 amino acids.